Messenger RNA from Pan troglodytes (chimpanzee), 2417 nucleotides. RefSeq names its product bactericidal permeability increasing protein (gene BPI). Lineage: Eukaryota; Metazoa; Chordata; Mammalia; Primates; Hominidae. Gene Ontology annotation, molecular function: lipopolysaccharide binding. The record is from RefSeq and is marked provisional. Gene Ontology annotation, biological process: defense response to Gram-negative bacterium; negative regulation of interleukin-6 production; negative regulation of interleukin-8 production.
AUUUUCUGGGGAGAAAACCAAGGCAUGGAGAGAUAGGCAACAACUUAAGUUGCUACAGCUAAUGAGUGUUCAAGUCCAGGUCUAUUUCACCCCCGACUCAGCCACACAGUCCUGUUCUCUUAAGUUUUCAGCCCAGUGGGGAAGACAAUCAUUAACCAAAGCAUCGCAUGAAUGAAUGGCCCACACAGAAUUACAAAAGGAGAUAAGAAUUAAGAAAAAGAGGUGGCUGAUCCAACUCUUCCACAAAAAAAUUGAGUCUGCGCUUCGAAACAAGAUGAACAGCCAGGUCUGUGAGAAAGUGACCAAUUCUGUAUCCUCCGAGCUGCAACCUUAUUUCCAGACUCUGCCAGGAGUAACCUGGCCGGGGUCACACCUGUAAUCCCAGCACUUUGGAAGGCCAAGGCAGGCGGACCACCUGAGGUCAGGAGUUCAAGACCAGCUUGGCCAACAUGGAGAAACCCUGUCCCUACUAAAAAUACAAAAAUUAGCCAGGCGUCACGGCAGGUGCCUGUAAUCCCAGCUACUUAGGAGGCUGAGGCAGGAGAAUCGCUUGAACCCAGGAGGCGGAGGUUGCAGUGAGCCAAGAUCAUGCCACUGCACUCCAGCCUGGGUGACAGAGCAAGACUCUGUCUCAAAAAAAAAAAAAACACAUGAGGAACCUGAGGCUCAGAGAGUAGGUGAGACUUGUCCAGAGUCAUGAAGCCAUAAAGAGGCAGAAGAAAGAUACAAAUCUAGAGCUAAGAUUUCCUUCACUCCAGAGCCUGGGCUUUCAGCUGCUCUCAGGACUACCUCGCUGUGAAGCCUGGCAUGGCUGGCACAUUGUAUAUGCCCAUUUAAGAGGCAUUUUCUUCCUCCAGAACAGGAGCCCAUCCUGGGCAGGUUCAAUGCAGCUACAGUGCCCAAGGUUUGGCCUCAAGAGGCAGGAAAAAGAUUUUGGUCUGAAUGCCAGCUUCAUCACUCACCAACCAUUGAACAACUUGGAUUUCUGAGCCUUGGUUUCUUCCCUGCUAACUGAGAAAAGGAAUAUUUAUUUAAUUCUCAUUGAUUACUACCGGGAAACAGAGAAACUCUCCAGACUUGAGCCAGCCAGGGCUUAGCCUGGUCUAUUAUCAAUGAUCCUAACAAUGAUCCUCUCUGGCUUCUGAGCCUCUGCAUGGACAGGGCAUUGGGCAUCCACCUUCUCUCAAAACCCUCCCAACAUCUGUGAGGUCACUAGGAUUCUCUCUGUUCUACAAAUGACAAAAAGUGGCUCAGAGAAGUGCAAGGACUUGUCCAAGGUCAUCCAGAGUUUGGUUCAAGCCUAGGUCUCUCUGUGCCCUUGACCCGGUGUCUUAGCGACUCAUCUCAGGGCUGUUGGAAGAAGAGACUUCCAGCGAUGUUGCUGUGGGAGCCAGCUCAUGGUCCAUCUUCUUUCUCUCUAGUAAUGACCAAAAUAGAUGCUGUGGCUGGAAUCAACUAUGGUCUGGUGGCACCUCCAGCAACCACGGCUGAGACCCUGGAUGUACAGAUGAAGGGGGAGUUUUACAGUGAGAACCACCACAAUCCACCUCCCUUUGCUCCACCAGUGAUGGAGUUUCCCGCUGCCCAUGACCGCAUGGUGUACCUGGGCCUCUCAGACUACUUCUUCAACACAGCCGGGCUUGUAUACCAAGAGGCUGGGGUCUUGAAGAUGACCCUUAGAGAUGACAUGAUUCCAAAGGAGUCCAAAUUUCGACUGACAACCAAGUUCUUUGGAACCUUCCUACCUGAGGUGGCCAAGAAGUUUCCCAACAUGAAGAUACAGAUCCAUGUCUCAGCCUCCACCCCACCACACCUGUCUGUGCAGCCCACCGGCCUUACCUUCUACCCUGCCGUGGAUGUCCAGGCCUUUGCCAUCCUCCCCAACUCCUCCCUGGCUUCCCUCUUCCUGAUUGGCAUGGUUGCAUUGCUGCAGGAUAUCAUGAACUACAUUGUACCCAUUCUUGUGCUGCCCAGGGUUAACGAGAAACUACAGAAAGGCUUCCCUCUCCCGACACCGGCCAGAGUCCAGCUCUACAACGUAGUGCUUCAGCCUCACCAGAACUUCCUGCUGUUCGGUGCAGAUGUUGUCUAUAAAUGAAGGCACCAGGGGUGCCAGGGGCUGUCAGCCGCACCUGUUCCUGAUGGGCUGUGGGGCACCGGCUGCCUUUCCCCAGGGAAUCCUCUCCAGAUCUUAACCAAGAGCCCCUUGCAAACUUCUUCGACUCAGAUUCAGAAAUGAUCUAAACACGAGGAAACUUUAUUCAUUGGAAAAGUGCAUGGUGUGUAUUUUAGGGAUUAUGAGCUUCUUUCAAGGGCUAAGGCUGCAGAGAUAUUUCCUCCAGGAAUCGUGUUUCAAUUGUAACCAAGAAAUUUCCAUUUGUGCUUCACGAAAAAAAACUUCUGGUUUUUUUCCUGUG